Molecule: messenger RNA, 4955 nt
Organism: Physella acuta
Lineage: Eukaryota; Metazoa; Mollusca; Gastropoda; Physidae
Biological process (GO): signal transduction
Cellular component (GO): cytoskeleton
Molecular function (GO): protein binding
Source: RefSeq, a predicted model, not a curated record
GUGAUCGACGUCAUAAAAAGCUGCGUACACAGUUCGCGACUGGACAUUCGCCGCGGAUCCACAGUUUACCUUGGAUAUGAGAGAAUGAGAGAAUCGCGUUCAAUCGUAGAUCUAGACAUGCCACUAAGAUCAGUGAAACAAUAAAUAAGUGUAGGGGAUGUUUGAGUGAAAGUGAUGCACGUUUUCUAUGGAUAUUUAUGUAAAUCAACUAUUUUAAGGUUGCGCUAUCUGAUGGCAGCGGUGUCCCACGGGCCGGGGACAGGUCGGUGCUAAUGAUUGGUCUCAUAACCCGGUGUGGGGCGUGCUGUGUGACCUGCCCGGAAUGUGGGUAAACAGCCACCUCCUGACAUAGACCUCUAAUGCCAGUCCCACCUAGAGACCAGUCUCUCCCCAGUAUGACCAGUGCACACAGCGGGCUGGACAAGCUCAAUCUGGAGCUGGAGGACGGCUGGGAGGCCAAGCUACAGCCGGACGGUCGGAUUUAUUAUGUCAACCACAAGACACAGACCACAUCAUGGCUACCUCCACGAGAAAACUGGCAAAACACUUCCGGGUUGCCGUACGGAUGGGAGGCAGCACUUGACGUCCAUGAAAAGCCUUAUUUUAUCAACCAUGUGGACAAGUACACGACCCGCGAGGACCCUCGCCAAGACCCGGACUAUGUGGAGCCGCCAGCGCCGCGAGAGGUCCAGCUGGUCAGGGACCCGGACAAAGGCUUUGGUUUCGUCGCCGGCAGCGAGAAGCCGGUCGUCGUCCGGUUUGUCACCGAGGGUGGGCCCAGCGUGGACAAGCUGUUGCCUGGCGACCUGAUCCUGAAGAUAAACGGCGAGGAGGUGAGGCGAGCUCCUAGAGAGAAGGUCAUCGAGCUGGUCAGGUCUUGUCGGCAGUCCAUCACAUUGACCGUCUGCCAGCCCUACUCUGAUAAUUCCAACAGAAAGUCGGCCAUAUUGACAGCUGCCAAAAAAGCUCGAUUGAAAAGUAAUCCAUCUCGUGUCCGGUUUGCUGACGCCAUCUUGGUCAAUGGAGCCAGUGUGUCUUCACAGCAAUCACCUUUAGAGAGUUACGUCCCCUUCAUGCCCAACGUGCUGAAAGUUUUUCUCGAGAACGGCCAGACGAAAUCUUUUAAAUACGACAAUAAAACAACAGUCAAGGACGUGGUCCACUCACUGCUGGAGAAACUGAACAUCUCCUGCAGACAACACUUCUGCCUGAUGCUGCAGAACAUGAAGAGUAACGUCCCUGGUCACGUGACGCUACUGGAGGAGCAUGAGACGCUGGUCGAUCUCGCAGCCAGGCCGAGUGCACGUCACUUCCGGUGUUUGUUUCGAGUUGCCUUUGUCCCCAACGACGCGUAUGAUCUACUCAAGGAGGACCCAGUCGCGUUUGAAUAUUUUUACAUGCAGUGCUGUAAUGACGUGGUCAAUGAACGUCUGACGUCAGACAUGAAGUACGACACGGCUCUAAGGCUGGCGGCCCUACAGAUACAGCAACAUGCCGUCAGUAACAACAUCAUGGGCAAGAUCUCCAUCAAAGCUAUAGAGAAAGCCUCCGGCCUAGACAAGUUUGUUGCCCGCAGCCUGAUAGAGAACAUGAAGAGCAAAGACCUGCGCAAGAUGCUGGCCCAGUACAUGAAGGCCAACCAGAGCUUGACCGCCCCUGGACAGAAGCAGCUGACUGCUCUACAGGCCAAGCUCCACUACAUGAAGAUUGUGUCUGAGCUCAAGUCUUUUGGUUGUAGAGUCUUUAUGGUCACUCUCUUGGACCAGAAGUCUGAGGCCAUGGUCCUGGUGGGUCCUAAGACAGGGAUCAGUGUGGUCACUAAUAUCAAGUCCUACACGUUGACUCAGCUGGCUGACUUUGGACAAAUUGAAGUCAUCAAAGUCACAAAAGAUGGGGAGAACAUGCAGCGUGUAGACCUCAAGGUCAAGGUCAACAACAAGAUAGAGACUAUAGGCCUGGGACUGCUGAUGGAAGACGGACAGAACUUUGUGCUGAUGGUGGAGGGCUACUACCACAUUUUUGUGGACAGGGACAAGAGGAUUGUGGAGAGAACUGUUGGGAAAAACACAUCGGACCCGGAUGUUCCCUCCUACACCAACCAGCACCGUGUCCUCCCCUCCCCCUGGGCCUACCCUGAGGACCUGGUGUCUGAGGUUGUUGGACCAGACCAGCCAGGGAAUGUUGGGGAGGACGAGAGGGUUAUUGACCUGUCUCAGGGUCCUCCCAAGUACCAGGACAACGAGGGCAACUACUCCAAGGCCAAGCCUGAAGUCAAGGUCAAGCUGAGCGUGUCAGUGGAGCCCCUGCCCCCAGCACUGGACCCCCUGUCAGACUUCCCCACCACCAACACCCAGUCCUUCGAGGAGGGCGUCACAUCUUUUGGUCGGCUCACCACCAACGACGACGACUGGAGCUCCCUCAACAGCUCCAUGUCCUCUCAGCAGGGUCUGACCUUCAAGCCCUCCUUGGCCGCCUCCCCCGCGGGCUCACAUACUGACCUCAUGGCCGCCGCCUCCAACCGCUCCUCCCCCAUCUCACUGGUCACAUUCCAAGCCAGUCCUGUCGCCCGCAGGGGUCACCCGGUGCUGAUAGCGGACAGCUCCAGGUCAAAGCUGUACAACGGAACAGAUCCUGGGAGGAGGGGGGAGGGGGAGUACAGCGCAGCAGGAAACAGCAGUGACAGCAGUUUGGUGGAGAGUGACGUCAGCGAGAGGCAGGAACUGCUGCCAGACAGCCCCAGCAGACGGCUGUCACCCACAGUGCUCAGCGCUGGGCCAAGGUUGAACGGUGGCCUUGACCCUGAGAGUGAUGACACUGACAGUGGAGGGACACCUGGAGGCAGCCCGGCUAAGGUCAAACUGCUGCGCAGGAAUUCAUCGGUUGAGUCAGUCCAACAAAGUUUUGGCCUACACAGCCCUGACAUGGUACCUGGGGAAGAGUUUGACCAGCUGAGCCAGCAGUACAACAGGACACAGAAUGGGGAGGUGGAGGAGAGCCAGAAACUUUACUACGACCCUGAGAUGAUUGACCUGACCAACUUCCCCCCACCAGAAACACCAGAUGAUGAUGCUGUCCUGGACUUCACCCAACUGUCCAGCUGUCCACCUCCUGUCUUCACGUCACAUUCUUCCCUGGCCAGCCUCAACUCAAGUCAUGCAGGUCCAGCAGUACUGACCAGCCUCCCGCCAAAGUUCCCUGGUCCAGCCAGCCGUCUAGAGAGAUCUGCCAGUAUCGGGGACUGCCCAGACUUCCUGGAUGACGACAUUGAUGCUCUCAUCGCUCAGUUCACUAUCCCCCCACCACCAUCCUCCACCCCUGCGUCACAUGACCCUGCCUCACGCGUCACCGCUGACUCAUCUCAAGACGACCUGACGCAUCUGAUCAUUCCACCCCCACCCUCCAUGUUGGCUGCAGCUUCAGAUGACAUUCCUUUAUCUGUGGUCAGUCCUGACUCCACGACAAAACCUGCGUCAGAUUCUCAUAGGAAAAAAAUGAGAAACUUCACCAGACAUAAACGCUCGUCAUCACUGGAUAUAAAAACUUUACCAAGUUCCAACCAACAACUGGACCCUAAGAGCAGGAGUGUCUCGCUGGACACCAACCAGAACAAUGUUGGCCACCUACAGCCUCAGUCUGAUCUCAGCAUGGCAACUGGCCAUCUGUCAGCUGGCCAUGUGACCGCUGGCCAUGUGACAGCUGCUGACAUGACAGGUGACUCCCCGGCCACCGUGUCACAAAGACUGGCCACCCUGCUACAAUCCCUGCCCAGCUUCCCCUCACAGCCCCCACCUCGCAUGGCUCGUAGCUCCUCAGUAGACUUCGGCUCGCUAGAUUUCAGAGCCUCUCCUUUCAAGUCAAUGACAAACUUGUCCGGGCCAAACUCCCAGCCCAGCAAUGGAACAAAUUCUGGGACUUCCUCCUUGAGGGUCAAAAGCUCUUCCAGACACAGGAGCAGCAGUUUCGAUCCCAUGUCUGCUCAGGUCAUCUCGACCUUACGAGGCCGAUCCAAUUCCGAGUCGCUGACCUCUGACCCAGGUGCCAAGUCUGGCACCAAGUCUGGCAGCAAGCAGCUCGAGGACAAGGGCUCCGGCAGCUCUGAGAGUUUUGCCGCCCUCAAGGCUAAGCUCAGGGACUACAGGGACUCUCUCCUCAACAAGACCAAGUCAAGUGCCUCCAGGAAAAGCUCAGAAGGGACGCACGGCGAGAAGUCUUCUCUCAGGAGGUCAAACUCUUUCAGUAAACUGUUCAGGCGAGGCUCAAAGGGUGAAGGUGACAUGACGUCAGAGAAGACAAACAGUGACAGCAACUGGCAGCUGAAGGAGGCCAAGUCAGUGCCAAAUGGUGACGUCAGCCCAGAAAUGACGUCAGAGAAACGUGUACCUGUCGUCAGAGACCCUCUAGGCUUAAGUCGACCUUCCCUGCGACCAGUCACUAAUUCUAUUUUAAACCAAUGAAAGCUGUUCUCUACUCAGUCGAAGUCGCGCAAGAAUGGGCCACUGAAGGCCCUACCUGCUGAGGCCAGCACCAAGACGAAGAAAUCUUCUAAAGACGACAUCGCCAUGGGGCAGGUCAGGGAGAAACUCAAGGCCAACCCGUACGCCACCAUCAAGAUGUGGCGGCCAGUCUCCAUGUCCAGCAACAGCUGGGACCGCCACCCCCUGGGGGAGGAGACCAACUUUGACUUCCUGCGUCACGAUUCGGACACUGACCUCAACAAGGGGAGGCUCCCCGUCACUGGUCACGUGAUGAGCACCGACAAGCUCACCGCUGAUUUACAGCGUAAAAAACUUGCGGGGGAGUGGAACUCUUCUGAUGAAGGUCAAGGUAACAGCAACCACAGCUUGUCGGACUGGGUGGCCCAGGGGGAGGAGCCGCUCUAUGCUAACAUUGACAUCCCGGUGGAUUAUAUGGCCGAGCCUAGCAGCCAACCCCAGGCCACAAGGGUCAGCAGCCAA